Messenger RNA from Colletotrichum godetiae, 1009 nucleotides. RefSeq names its product nucleotide exchange factor Fes1. Gene Ontology annotation, molecular function: adenyl-nucleotide exchange factor activity; protein binding. The transcript has a single exon. NCBI's taxonomy places the organism in Eukaryota, Fungi, Ascomycota, Sordariomycetes, Glomerellales, Glomerellaceae. The record is from RefSeq and is a predicted model, not a curated record. Bases 237 to 899 code for a protein of 220 amino acids. Gene Ontology annotation, cellular component: endoplasmic reticulum.
GGGAAGUGGCUCUUGGUGAUGGAGAACUUUUUGAUGUUGAUGAGAGUUCAAGUGAGAGUGAGUGACAGACUGGAAGUUGAUAGCAAACAAACUCUACACAUCAACACAAUACACAUACCUCAAGAUUCUCAUUCAAUCUCGCAACCAGUCCAAGUGAACCGUCAAAAGGGUUCAUUUUUCCAAGAAACUCUUUCAAGCUACCACACCUCAAGAAACUCACCACAAAAUAAUCCAUCAUGGGUGACAAGCAUCUCAACGAGCUCCUCAAAUGGAGCAUCGAAAACCAAGAAGCCAGCGAGAACGGCGCCUCAGCACCCGCCGCCGACGCCACAGCCGCAAGAGCGCCCGCCAGCACCCUCAACCCGGAAGCCAUCGCCGCCCUCUUCGGCAAUGGCCCCAGCGACGCCGAGCUCAUGAAGCUCUCCAUGGAGGCAAUCACCUCUCCGGACCCGGAAAUCACCCUCGACAACAAGCUCAUCGCCUUUGACAACUUUGAGCAGCUCAUCGAGAACCUCGACAACGCGAACAACAUCGCCAACCUCGGCCUCUGGACCCCGCUGCUCUCCUGCCUCGAGCACGAGGCCCACGAGCUGCGCCGCAUGGCCGCCUGGUGCGUCGGCACCGCCGUCCAGAAUAACCUGCCCAGUCAGGAGCGCCUGCUUGCCGUGGGCGGCAUUCCGCCCCUCGUCGCGCUCGCGACCAAGGACGGCGAGCAGGAGGCCGUGAGGAGGAAGGCUGUAUAUGCGCUCAGCUCCGCCGUACGGAACUACCAGCCCGGCGCGGACGUUCUUACCGAUGAGCUGCAGAAGAAGGGCCUGCGUAACGGCAAGGUUGAUGCUGAGAACAUGGACGACAUUGAUGAGAUUAUGAACGCGCUCAAGGCCAAGAUUACGGCAUAGAGAGAAAAGGAGUGCGAGAAAAGGAUGGGCUUUGGGGAGGAUUUGGUAUGGUUAACUUGCAUGGACGGCGUUUCGGCGGGUGGUUCGGCAUGAGGGUUCUUUUGACGUAC